AUGCUUGAAUACACUAUUGGGCUGGUGAUAAGAUCUCUGUACAUCACUGUCCGUGUAAUGCCGCUAUGGGAGUGCUCUCCAUACGCAGCCCACUUGUACGACGCCGAGGAUCCCUCCACUCCUGUGCGGACGAUCCCAGGUCUUUGCCAAGACUACUGUGUGCAAGUCUGGCAAAAAUGCAGGUCCAUUUUCCGCUAUCUCUCCACGGACAAAGAGUUAAUCGCCCUGGAGCACAACAUGGCCAAAUUCUGCCGCUAUUUGUCCUUGGAAGACGUAGACUACUGCUUUCCUCACCUCCUAGUUAAUGAGAAUCUCAACCAAAACCUGGGAUUCGUGACUGCCAAUGCCGAGGGCUGUCUCCAGCUCUGCCUGGUGGAGGUGGCCAACGGGCUGCGCAACCCUGUUGCGAUGGUGCAUGCAAACGAUGGCACCCACCGCUUCUUCGUUGCCGAGCAGGUUGGCCUGGUGUGGACCUACCUCCCCGAUCUAUCGAGGCUCGAAAAGCCAUUUCUGAAUGUCAGUGAAGCUGUGCUCACCUCACCUUGGGAAGGAGACGAGAGAGGUUUUCUAGGUAUUGUCUUCCAUCCUAAAUUCAAAUUUAAUGGUAAAGUGUAUGUCUACUAUUCAGUUGAAGUUCGUUAUGAAGAGAGAAUCCGAAUCAGUGAGUUCAGAAUUUCUCCUGGUGACAUGAAUACUUUGGACCAUGGUUCUGAAAGGAUAAUCCUGGAAGUGGAAGAACCAGCUUCCAAUCAUAACGGAGGAGAGCUGCUCUUUGGAGAUGAUGGUUAUCUCUAUAUAUUUACUGGAGAUGGAGGCAUGGCUGGAGAUCCUUUUGGGACCUUUGGAAAUGCCCAGAACAAGUCGACAUUGUUGGGCAAAGUGUUGCGGAUCGAUGUGGACAACAACGACCGUGGGCCCCUUUACAGAAUCCCCCGAGACAACCCUUUUGUCGAUGACCCAAAAGCUCGCCCUGAAAUCUAUGCCUACGGAGUGCGAAACAUGUGGCGCUGCUCCUUCGAUCGAGGCGAGCCUCACACAAAGGAAGGGAAAGGCCGUCUUUUCUGCGGCGACGUAGGACAGAAUAAAUAUGAAGAAAUCGACAUUGUAGAGAAAGGAAAAAAUUAUGGCUGGAGGGCAAGGGAAGGAUUCAGCUGUUACGAUAAAAAACUUUGCACCAAUUCUUCAAUAGAUGAUGUGCUUCCAAUUUAUGCUUAUCCACACAAAAUGGGGAAAUCUGUUACAGGAGGCUAUGUCUAUAGGGGUUGUGAGUCUCCAAACCUGAAUGGCCUGUACAUAUUUGGUGAUUUUAUGAGUGGACGCUUGAUGUCUUUGAAAGAGGACCAUGCUACGGGAGAGUGGCAGUACAGUGAGAUCUGCAUGGGGACAGGACAGACCUGCAUGUUCCCUGGGCUUAUCAAUAACUAUUAUCAAUAUAUCAUCUCUUUUGCUGAAGAUGAAGCAGGGGAGCUUUACUUCAUGUCUACUGGAAUACCAAGUGCCACUGCUCCCGCUGGAGUGAUUUACAAAGUGGUGGACACUUCUAGGAGAGCACCACCAGGAAAAUGCCGAGUUGAGCCUUUGCCAGUGAAAGUAAAAAGCAAGCUCAUAAAGUUUGUGCCAAAGGAGAAACUGAUAGUGAAGACGCCCACGCCGCGGCCUCGGCCCAGGGCCCCGACCAGGGCGCCGGGGGGCGGCGCGGAUACAUCUACUCUGAAUAAAGCAUCUGGCACAGUGGGGAGGCCGGAGCUCUCGCGGCCUGGUAACGAUCCAAUCCUGAGUAAUGAAGGGAAUAGCAGAAGUCGUGCUGUCUCCAAAAUGCCUUCGGCCGGGGAGAAGGGUCUGGUGGGGAACUCCUCUUCUCCCGGCGAAGCUUCGGCUCUGACCCUUUGGCGGCUGCGCUGGCGUCCUGCCCGUGAAGGGCUUGGGAAUUUGGUAGCGUUUCCUUCUCGGGGCGGGGGGAAGAGUCUCGUUCGCUGGCGUUAA
This is a messenger RNA of Struthio camelus australis, 1983 nucleotides long. NCBI's taxonomy places the organism in Eukaryota, Metazoa, Chordata, Aves, Struthioniformes, Struthionidae. The record is from RefSeq and is a predicted model, not a curated record.